This is a messenger RNA of Rotaria sp. Silwood2, 375 nucleotides long. The record is from the annotation of a GenBank genome assembly. NCBI's taxonomy places the organism in Eukaryota, Metazoa, Rotifera, Eurotatoria, Philodinida, Philodinidae.
AUGUAUCGUCCGUUUGCCCGAUACCUAAUAAGUUAUGGAGCAGCAAAUUUAACUCUAUUAGCAACUAAGCGAUUUUUCAAUGAUUUACGUAAACAUUUAGGUGAUGACAAUUUUGAUCGACUUUUUCCUAUACAUCCAACACUCGAGCAUGUCAAUGAUGUAUUAAAAGCCUUGGCACAAAUGAGAGAAUUUCAAUUUAUUAUUUCAUCUAUAUCAAGUGGUUUUUACAUGGGUACAAAUUCAUUUAUUAACAUCAAACAAACAGUAAACGAACAUUGGAAUAAAAUAAAAUGGAUAUUACCCGAUGAUUCAAAUGAAAUUCUGAAUGACGAUAUAACAUGUCGUCGUAGAAAAUAUUUUCUUUCUAAAGAUUAA